Molecule: messenger RNA, 2525 nt
Organism: Pygocentrus nattereri (red-bellied piranha)
Lineage: Eukaryota; Metazoa; Chordata; Actinopteri; Characiformes; Serrasalmidae
Product: protocadherin alpha-3-like
Exons: 1
Coding region: 12-2525 (837 amino acids)
Biological process (GO): homophilic cell-cell adhesion
Cellular component (GO): plasma membrane
Molecular function (GO): calcium ion binding
Source: RefSeq, a predicted model, not a curated record
UUGUUCGGGAGAUGCGACGAGUCUGCAGUCGUCAUUUUCUCCAUUACAGUGUUGAAUCUUGUCGCAAUGCAAACCAAUGUUGUGUGUUUUUUCCAAAUGUGUUUCUGACGCUCUGGAUUAUGGCUGAGUCGAGGGGGAUUUAUUGCCUGUUGUGGAUAUGUGGCGUUUCACUGUGCUUCGUUUGGGGUGUAGUGGAUGGACAGAUUGUAUAUGCUGUUACUGAGGAAACAAGCGCAGGAACUGGUGUUGGAAAUCUAGCAAAGGAUUUAAAUCUGAAUGUGCACGACCUUGGACAGAGAGGAUUCGAAAUCACCCCGGGACCAAAUAAAAGGUAUUUUGGCAUAAAUUUGAAGACGGGGAUUCUACACAUUAAAGAAAGGAUAGACAGAGAAGAGCUGUGUGGGCAAGACGCGAAAUGUUCGCUGGAAUUAGAGGCCAUUGUUAACUCGCCUUUGAAUAUGUUUCGGUUUGAAGUGAACGUUGUAGAUAUAAACGAUAAUACACCGACGUUUCCAUCAUCGAAAACAGAAAUAAAUAUUUCAGAGUUGGCUUUUCCAGGAGAGAGAUUUCCAUUGCCGAGCGCGUUUGACGCGGAUGUGGGCAGUAACUCGAUAAAAAGCUACAAGCUGAGCCCGAAUGAACACUUCUCUCUGGAUGUGCAGAGCGGAGGAGAGCAAAGUGUUUCUGCUGAGUUGGUGCUGCAGAGAGCUUUAGAUCGAGAGAAACAGCCUGUGGUCCAGCUCAUACUGACCGCAGUAGACGGAGGGAAACCUCCCAGAUCUGGUACGAUGCAGAUAAUAGUUAAUGUUGAAGACGUGAAUGACAACGUUCCAGUGUGUAAUAAAACUCUUUACAAAGCUCGCGUGACAGAAAACUCUUCACCUGGCACGCCCGUUAUCAUAGUCCGUGCUACAGACUUGGACGAGGGCCAAAAUGGCGAGAUAGUCUAUUCUUUUGUUAAUCAUAACAAUAACAAACAGGUUCAAGCAUUUUCAAUUGACCCAGACACUGGACUCAUUACAGUACAUGGUGUUAUCGAUUUUGAGACGCAGAAUGCAAUUGAAAUUCGAGUUCAGGCUAAAGAUAAAGGACAUAAACCCAGAGCAGCACUAUGCAAAGUUUUGGUAGAAAUCACUGACAUUAACGAUAAUGUUCCUGAUAUUUCUGUUAAUUCUUUAGUGGACACGGUGAAAGAGGAUGCUCCUACUGGUACAAUGGUAGGAUUGAUAACAGUAAAAGAUGGAGAUGCUGGUAAAAAUGGUGCUGUGAUACUUAAAAUUGCAGAUGCUGUACCAUUUAAGAUACAGAACACCUACAAAAAUAAAUAUUCAUUAGUAGUCGAUGGCCCUCUAGACAGAGAAAGUAAGUCUCAGUAUAACAUAAUUAUCACAGCAACGGAUGAAGGGACCCCACCUCUCUCCAGUUCCACGGUAAUUACUGUGCAAGUUUCUGAUGUAAAUGAUAACCCGCCCCGCUUUCCAGAGCCCGUCAUUAAUGUUUAUGUGAAAGAAAACAGUCAGAUAGGAGCUGUAAUUCAUACAGUAUCUGCUUUUGAUCCUGAUGUAGGUGAGAAUGCCAGAGUAAAAUAUUCAUUACUAGAAAGCUCUAAAAGUUCCUCAGUAUCAUCUCUGGUGAACAUAAACUCUGACAGUGGAGAUAUUCACAGCUUACAGUCUUUUAACUAUGAAGAGAUGAAAACGUUUCAGUUUAAAGUUCAGGCCACAGACUCUGGAGUUCCUCCACUGAGCAGCAACGUGAGUGUGAACGUUUUCAUGCUGGAUGAGAAUGACAACAGUCCCGGGAUUCUCGCGCCCUAUUCUGAGCACGGCUCCGUUAACACCGAGAACAUCCCGUAUUCUGCUGAAGCGGGAUACUUUGUGGCCAAGAUCAGGGCUGUAGACGCCGAUUCGGGUUAUAACGCGCUGCUUUCUUAUCACAUCUCUGAACCCAAAGGAAACAACCUGUUCCGGAUCGGAAGCAGCAGCGGGGAGAUCAGGACUAAGAGGAGAAUGAGUGACAAUGACCUGAAAACCCACCCGCUGGUCGUUGUGGUCUCUGAUAGCGGAGAGCCCUCACUGUCAGCCACGGUGUCUGUUGAUGUGGUGGUGGUCGAGAGCACAGGUGACAUCCAGACUCAUUUCAAACACGCUCCGAUGAAGGAGGAGAGCUUCUCGGAUCUCAACCUGUAUCUGCUGAUCGCCACUGUGUCGGUUUCCGUCAUCUUUUUACUGAGCCUCAUCAGUUUAAUAGCAGUAAAAUGCUGCAGGACAGACGGCAGUUUCAGCAGGUACAGCGCCCCAGUGAUCACCACACACCCUGAUGGGAGCUGGUCUUACUCCAAAUCCACUCAGCAGUACGACGUGUGUUUUAGCUCCGACACUCUGAAGAGUGACGUAGUGGUUUUCCCUGCGCCAUUUCCGCCUGCAGAUGCGGAACUGAUCAGUAUUAAUGGAGGAGACACUUUUACCAGAACUCAGACUCUCCCUAAUACAGAGAAGGUAAGAAAUAAAAUAAAGAAUAUUUAG